Messenger RNA from Seminavis robusta, 1682 nucleotides. The record is from the annotation of a GenBank genome assembly. Lineage: Eukaryota; Bacillariophyta; Bacillariophyceae; Naviculales; Naviculaceae.
CUGAUGCCAACCUGGAAAAACCUGGCUUCCACAAAGGCAACAACGCAACAACAAUGACCAGCAACACCAUGGAAAUGGGUAGAAAUUAGCUAGCUAGCAAGUAGGCGUACUGAAGAACUUGGCGAUUGGAGAUAGCACCAGCUACAAUAAGCAGAUUGGAUAAAGGAAAGAUGAGACAAUGGUCUUCAGUUUUAACGAUUGUACUGUGGAUAGCCAUCUUUGGGGUAUCCACCAUUUUUCGGCAAACGGCGAAUUCGCACCAGCGCAAAUUACAAGGUCCUUGGGAUGGCCGAGUCACAACUUUUUCAUCUACCGGGGUGGCAGUGCGAGAAAAUUCCACCUCAGCUUCGCCCUCCAGGUCGUUCGAAGCCUAUGCCUCCGUUGAACGCCCUCCAGGCAGAGACCGACAAGAUGAAGCAAGCGCCGAUGAAAUAGUCAACAUCAGCAGUGCCUUUGAGGAUCCUCUGUCGUUAGGGUCGUUGGAUUUUGUGGGACAUAGUGGUCGAUGGUACGCUCGAUACCCACUUGGUGUUUGCAAAGGAGACUGCACCACAGAUGAUGACUGUGAAGGGGAUUUAUACUGUUUUCAAAGAAGAAAAUUUGAACCCUCUCCAUAUUGUAAAGGUGGCGAAGAGGUAGACAUCGGCGCUGAUUUCUGUACGUGGAACCCACUCUACCCACCACCAGAGCCAGAUCCAAUACCUCCCCUAUGGGCUUUUCGGCUCAAGUUGUACUGGGAAGAAGGCUAUUUUUGGCAGAACGAAACCCUGGAGCGAGAAUGGUGCAUGAUCUAUAACUAUGAUGGAUAUCCGGGGAGCGGUGAAUGUUGGCAUGGCGAUGAACUAAAGAACUGUACUGCUUCCCAGGUUUAUAUUGGGGCAUGCUUAGAGGGAGAUCCUCGCCAAUGGUUCACUUUUGAACCUCUCGGGCCUUACUACAGCGGCCACGACGAACAUCCAGAAGUGCUCAUCAAAACCAUGUCCGAUUGGUGCUUGUACAGACAUGAAAGUGCAUUAUACUUGAAUCCAGAGUGCGACCCAAAGGAUGAGCGACAAAGAUUCUUUGCUCUUUCUGGCAGUUUUGAUCCUGGCAGCCGAUUUGAAUUGGGACAGUUCCAGGGAUAUACACAUGAAAACUGCCUCACGAAUGCACAUCACCCAAAGUCAGGCGAAGUUAUAGAGUUUCAUAUUUGUGAAUUCGCUAGACACCGAGAGGAUCAAACUAGCUUCUGGCAGAUAUACUCACCAACGGAUGGAGAAAUGGAAGCAACGGAACAAAUCUAUAGAGCGUUUGGGGGGACAGGGCCGGAGUUUACUUCUCCCUGACUCCGUGUGGUUAGUCGAGAAUUCCUCUGUAGAGCUCUCCUUGCGCAGCGGUUUUCUAAGAACACUCAGUGGAAGCGUUGACAGCAGCCGACAGACACAAAACACUUCAAACUGUGGACACUCAGGUUUGAGACCGUACCUAAAACGGGUCGCUGUUCUGGCAAAGGGUAGCCACGCUAUCUGGGGAUGAUAUCAAGGACUGGUCUGGCAGAACUUGGCUUCUCUAAGGUUUGAACCAUUUUACAACAGUGUUGUACACUUCGUGAAAGCGAGGGACACUGUACUGGAAGAUGAGUUCGCCUUACAUUUCUGUUAGGCAGCAUAAUUCAAAAUAUAAAAAAAACGAUUCUAGUUUUU